AAGGUGAUAAAAUCAGUGAUGAUUCCGUAUUUGCUUAAUCGUUGUGAAGCUACAUACACAAAUUUCCGUUUUGGCACAAAGAAAACUAGUCACGUGCACAAUAGACAUUAAAACUAUCAUGCAAAAAAGCACUGUCAUUCUUUUCAUUAACUGGGUUGAAUAGAUUAAUUAUGAACAAUUAUAAAAAUGUCCAUUAGGAAGACGUAAAAAAGUUUGAGACAACACAACGUAGGUAGAAAUAUUGAAUUGAUAAAUCAUAGAUACUUAACUAUGAUAUAGAAAGUGGUUUAAUAUAUUUUUUAACUUUUAAAAGCUCACAAGGUGGUAGAAAUAGUAAAUUUAUUGUAUGGGAUAUGCUUUAUUAACAUGUAAAGUGUUCAGUUUGUCAACAUCUUUGAAACUAUUCACACGAAAACACGAAUAGAUGGGAGCUAGUACGAUGUAAAAUGUUCGUUCCGGCGCUGUUCAGUCUUUUAUGUAUGACCGUCACAUACACUGUAUCAAGAUCAUCAGCCAGAGAACUAUGCAAACCUGGUGAAAUUUACUUAACAAGGGAGGUCAGUCCCUUACGUGUCCCACCAGGAGUGAAAAAGUACUCCAUCGUUGGUUUAUUUCCUGGUAUGAUAACACUGAGGAAGAGCUAUAAUAGAAGUGGAUACACGUGGAUGGAGGUUGCGAAACACGCCUUAGAGGAGGUCAACAAAAUAUUAGCGCGUUUACAAGUUCCCGCAAUGCUCGAACUAAUCAUUUACGACACAUGUAACAGUAUAGAAAUCGCAAAUUUUGAAUUACUCGAGAUUUUAUUAAAUAGUACAGAGAGUAGCGGCAACACAACAGAACAGAACAUCAUAGCGCCAAAAGAUGAGAAUCUACUCGGUUUCGUCGGUCCAGCUUCGUCACAAACGACAGCACAUACGUAUAAACUACUCAUGCCAUUCGCAGCACCAGUGGUUGGCUACUCAGCAACCAGUGUGAGCUUCGAUAACAAGGAAAUCUACCCGUUCUUUAUGAGAACAAUACCACCAGAUAACCUCCAAGCCAAAUUCAUUGUGGAUUUAGUCCUAAAAUUCAACUGGAAGUACGUCUCCUUAAUCGCCAAUGACAACGAAUAUGGCCGUAAGGGAAGAUCAGUAUUAAAGAAACUAUUCGCAGCGUAUGAUAUAUGUACAGCGGUAGAUAGAUUAUUCAAAUCUCCCAUGGAUAACAAAGAAAUUGAAAGCAUAACAAAUGAAGUAAAAAACGAGAAAGAAUCUAGUGUGAUUAUCCUUUGGGCGUCGGGUAUUCAGUCACAGGUAUUCAUAAGACAAGCCACAAUCUUGAAACUGUAUGAUAAAACAUGGAUAGUUACGGAGUCUGUAGGUACCAAUCCAAAGAUGAUGAACAUCGAGAAACGUACCGUUCAAGGACUGUUAAGUGUCGUCCCAUUUAGCGGCAUGUACCAUAGCUUUGAAAGAAAGUUUCGCCAGAUGAAAUACGAAAAAAAUGCUACUUUAGGAUUGAAACAUUUCUUUGAAUACAGUUUGAAACUAAAUGGAAGCAAACUGAUUAACGCAACACUCGAUCAAUAUUGGAAAGAUAUACCACUGACAAAAAACGGAAACAUACGCAAUGCUAUAUACGCAUACGGAUAUGCUAUCAAAAACUAUAUCACUGAAAAUAUCCAGUGCCAAUUUAAUAUUUGCAAUAUUUCACCAAUAUUGGACAGAACAAAGUUUUUUUACAAAUACUUACAAAAAGUCACUUUUAAAGGAUUAAUUGGCGAGACUGUAAGUUUUGAUCGAACAGGAAAUAUCAAUUCGGCAAUGUUUCAUUUGUAUUCUUUGCAACCUGGUGGGGAAAAUCUUGUUUGGAAGAAGAUCGGCAUAUGGAACAAAAAGGAUAAGAUAAAAAUAACAAACAGUAACUUUAUAUGGGCUGGGAAUGCCACAAAACAACCGGUAUCAAAAUGCGCCAGUAACUGCAAUCCUGGAUUUUACGCUGUACCUCAUGGCUCCAAACUAUGCUGCUGGACCUGCGUGCGUUGCAACUAUGGCUUUUAUCAACCAACGUCCGGUAGAAAUGAAUCCUGCCUAAAAUGUAAAGCAGGAAAGCGUUCAAAUGAAAAGAGAACAGCGUGUUCAGAAGUGAAAGAACGAUACAUAGGUCAGCGUAGUCGAGAAGCCUACAUCAUCUACGUGUUCAUUAUUAGUACAUCGUGCAUUGGUGGGAUCUUCCUUGUAGUGUUUGUCGUCCAUAGAAGAACACCAAUUGUAGUGUCAUCACAAUAUCAUAUCUCGUUGCUGCAAAUUUUCAGCUUGAUUUUACUUCCGUUCUGUAUGCUACUGUUUGUCAAUAAACCAACCGGGUUGAUAUGCAUCGGACGCAUAAGCACUGUAAGCGUUUUGUUAACAUUCGCAUGCACUUUUACAAUCGUGAAAACACAACGCCUGAUUCAGGUCUUUGGAGAGUGUGUUAUUAUAUCUAGACAUGGUGCGCAACGAAUGCGUUCAAUCGAUGUAUGGAUCAUUCCGUUAGUGCUGAUGAUAAACGUCGUUUUACUGGUUGCAUUUUACACGUACGAGCCUUUUUUCGUCACACACAAAGUAGUAGAGCAAGUCCUUCACGUCAACUGCAAUAUUAAGUCAGCAUAUUUUACACAAAUUUUAUUUAUUCUAAUACUAUCGUUAUUUUGUGGAGUUCAAGCGUUUCGCGCGAGAAAACUACCGCAAAAUUACAACGAAUCAACUUUUAUCAGUUUCGCUAUGUUUUCGACAAGCAUGGCGUUGAUCAUCGUCAUACCGUUACACGAAAGCGCCCAAAAUCCGACAGACGCCAUGUUUGUUGGUUUGUUAUUAGCGCUUGUCGUAGACAUGAUGAUCCUGCUGGUGAUGUACAGCUACAAAGUAUGGAUAAUUCUUUUUCACAAAGAAUUAAACACCGAAAAUGCAUUUCGUCUUAACAGACUACGCAGCAUACAGCGAAAGGUCAGCGAAGACAUUCAACGACACCGCAAAAUAAAAUUAGGCGUGAACGAUGCUGUUUUAGUAGUGCAAAGCAACGAGAACGACCCUUGUUACGGUCUGCAAAUUCACAGUCCAUCUAAUUCAUUCAAACCAAAACAAACAAAAAAUGGAAACAACAACAACAAACAACACGCUCUAUCGAACAAUGUGAACAAAAAAACGUACACACACCACAACUCUGAUAGCACAUUAUACCCUGUUAACAACCUGGAUACUUUACAUGAAGGCAGAGCCCACAGUAAAUCUAUUUUAUCCAUACAAAGUACAGUUAGUACUGACACUUUGUUGACAGAUAUCGUCACCAGCUGUGACACUCACUGCUGACUUUGCAUUUGACAAUCUCCAGUUAUACUUCACAUGAUAAAAAACCUUAGUAAGGAUAAAACUUAAUUUUAAUUGAUUUUAAUUUAAUUUAUUUAAUUCUGUGCAGAGAACAAUUACAAAGUAGUACAAAAAUUAGGAUUAACCGCAUGUUUUAACAGAAUAGCGCUUGAUCGUUUCAACCCGAGUAUUUUCAACUGUUUGACAAACAUCAGUCUCAUUUCUUCUUAAUAUACGCCUAGCAUGAAAAAAAUAGGCUGGGCGAAUAACAACAAAAUUCAAUCUCAAAAAAUAACAGCUUAUAAUUUGCUUUUGAAUUUUUUUUGCUACGUAUAACGGAUCCAUUACAAUGUUUCUUUGAACGGCAUCAAGCAUCAUAAAAAUUUUGAAUCUAGAAGAGUCGAGCCUAUCCGUAAGAUAUUUUAACCCAUUUUUACCCUAGAUAUUUUUAUAAAAAAAACGUAUACUAAACUACACGCGUAAUUCGAUCCACAAUUUUUUUAUAUUUAUAUGUUUUAGGUACAGUAAGAAAUGGAUUUUUUAAUCAAUUUGUAAUAACCGUAGCUUCAUACAUUUGUACAAUUCUAUGUUUUUAGAAGAUGAAUCAAUGUCUUCCAUGUAGAGUCAGAAUCACUUUCUGUAUUCUACUUACUGGUUAUA
Molecule: messenger RNA, 3983 nt
Organism: Hydractinia symbiolongicarpus
Lineage: Eukaryota; Metazoa; Cnidaria; Hydrozoa; Anthoathecata; Hydractiniidae
Product: extracellular calcium-sensing receptor-like
Exons: 2
Coding region: 447-3326 (959 amino acids)
Biological process (GO): G protein-coupled glutamate receptor signaling pathway; regulation of synaptic transmission, glutamatergic
Cellular component (GO): membrane
Molecular function (GO): adenylate cyclase inhibiting G protein-coupled glutamate receptor activity
Source: RefSeq, a predicted model, not a curated record